CGGAGCGCGGCGCGCCGGGCAAAGGCGAAAGGGGGCCGGGCUUGGCGGAGGAGGACUCACAGGAGCCAUGUGGCCCAUUCUUUGGGCAACCGUGCGGGCCUAUGCCCCCUACGUCACCUUCCCAGUGGCCUUUGUGGUAGGGGCGGUGGGCUACCACCUGGAGUGGUUCAUCCGUGGCCAGCCGCCUCCACAGCCUCCUGAGGAGGAGAAGAGCAUCUCGGAGAGGAGGGAGGAUCGCAAGCUUCAAGAGAUUGCCGGAAAAGACCUCACUCAGGUGGUCAGCCUCAAGGAGAAGCUGGAAUUUGCCCCCAAAGCUGUGCUCAACCGGAACCGGCCAGAGAAGAACUAGCCCUCGCUGGAUGGCCAGAGGCCCUUCCUAUUCAAAAGAGUCAUGCCGAUUUGUUUGGAAUGUUGGUUUUUCGAUACCCCGUCUAAGCCCAGCCAAUCACUGUCUCCCAUUCAUGCCUUCCCCAUUUUUGCUGUGCUGCAGUGGGCGGGGAUGCCGAGUGCUACUAGAAUCCAUCAGCGGUUGUGGGGAGACAGGUGGACUGUGGAGAUCCUUCCGUGAGGGAUGCUGUUGUUGUGAUGGAACUUUUCCCAGAGUUGUUGGUGAAGGUUCCACGUUGUGUCUUGGUAAGAAGACCUUACCUUCCAUGCUGCUCUGCUCAAGGUUGAUACCUUACCUUGGCACAGGAGGGCUUUCAGAAGAACACCAGAGAAGUACAGCAACCCCAAGUCAGUGGGGGAAUCUCUUGUCUGGGGGGCCUUGGAGGGCAUCAGCUGAACUGAAUACUCUUCCAUUCUCCAAGGGUUCCAGGCUGGAGGGAAGCUAUACCCACCAAAUGAGGUGGUUAUCCAAGUGUCUCUGCCACGCUGCUACUCAGGAAAUUAGACGUUUCUUUCUCUAGGAGUUUCUGUCCAUUGCCUCGGGCUGUUGGCUUUUGAGGUGGAGAGGAGAAUGAGUCUGUCAUUGAAAUUAAAAAUAUAAAAAACUUUUAGAAAUUUUA
This is a messenger RNA of Eublepharis macularius, 1007 nucleotides long. It is a transcript of the gene SMIM12, whose product is annotated as small integral membrane protein 12. The coding region runs from base 68 to 349 and encodes 93 amino acids. The record is from RefSeq and is a predicted model, not a curated record. NCBI's taxonomy places the organism in Eukaryota, Metazoa, Chordata, Lepidosauria, Squamata, Eublepharidae. The transcript is spliced from 2 exons.